AUGGAGCAUCAAAUUCGUUCAAAGUCGCCCCUGGAACGCCCUAGGGGUCGCCCGGUCGGUGCCGUACUCGAAGCUGUGGGCGGGCCUGACGGGGGCCUUGUCAGCGGCGGCGGGACCUUGCUCAAGGGAUACUUGCGGUAUUGGUUUUGA
Molecule: messenger RNA, 150 nt
Organism: Fusarium verticillioides 7600
Lineage: Eukaryota; Fungi; Ascomycota; Sordariomycetes; Hypocreales; Nectriaceae
Exons: 1
Coding region: 1-150 (49 amino acids)
Source: RefSeq, a predicted model, not a curated record